AUGCGGCAGCCGCAGGAGAAGGUGGCCUCCGCGUCGGCGGCCGCGCUGGCGGUGUCGCUGCCCAUCCUCUACGCUUCCCUGCUCCACCUCCCGCCGGCCGCGCUCGCCAGGGACACCACGUUCUGGUUCCUCCUGUCCAACUCCAUCAUCGCCGUCAUCGCCGCCGCCGACUUCGCCGCUGAUGCCUCGUCGCGCCGCCGCCACGAUGAGAUGCCCUCCCUCCUCGCCGCCGUCGUCCCUGCUGCUCCUCCAGCGGUUGAUCAGCUCCCGGCAGCAGCGGCGCCGGUGGUGGCCGUAGCACGAGAUGAUGAGAUCAGCCGUGACACGCCGCCGACGCCGGUGGUGGCGACGCAGUCCCCGGACGACGUGCCGGCGGUGGCGACGUCGUUAGUUGCCCCGUCCUCUGACGACCCGCCGGCGGUUAACACCUCCUCCGACGUCACAGUCGAGGGUGAGAGACCAGGUCGGCAGCCACAAGACGCAGCAAAGACCACCGUCACGGACAACGGCGGCCACGGAGAAGCUUCCCAAGGAGACGAUGAAGACGAAGCAGCAGCAAGAGAGGCCACGACGGAAAAGAAGGAGGAGGAGACGCUGCUGGUCGUCGUAAGUCCCUCGUCCUCCUCAGAGCACCUUGCAAUUGUUACCUACGACGCCGCCGACGACGACGACUCUUGGUCGUUUGGCGUGGAAGACGAAGGGACAGCAGUGCCGUGGGGAGGGCCGCCGGCGCCGACAGGCAGCGGCAGCAAGCAGUACUGGAAGCUGAGCGACGAGGAGCUGAACAGGAAGGUGGAGGAGUUCAUCACGCGGUUCAACCGAGAGAUGAGGCUGCAGGUCCUGCAGGGAGCCGGAGUCUGAUAUACUCGCUCCCUCCCUCGCACUACGGCUUCACCCCCGGCCCUUUAUACGACAAUACGUGCAUAGCCAUAAUAGCAUUAUAUACAUCCAUGCUCUAUAUGUAUAUAUAUACACACCUACAUAUAUACAUGUAUAUGCAAGCUAGCUCAUUAUGUUAUUAUUGAGUUU
Messenger RNA from Oryza brachyantha (malo sina), 1029 nucleotides. RefSeq lists its product as uncharacterized. The transcript has a single exon. NCBI's taxonomy places the organism in Eukaryota, Viridiplantae, Streptophyta, Magnoliopsida, Poales, Poaceae. The record is from RefSeq and is a predicted model, not a curated record. Bases 1 to 861 code for a protein of 286 amino acids.